AUGCAUCGCGCCAUAAGAAGUAUCAAGCCCACCAAGCCGGUGGGCUUUACUACGAAUAUAUAUCACAGUCUGCCACACUUGGUAGCAAGCGAUCUCCACUGCGCAGCCCGCCGCAGCCACAUCGCCGAUGUAUCCAACAUUCUUCGGAAACGAGGCAUCCUCAAAGUCAGUCUAAAAUUCGAGGACAAUGCCAGUCGGUAUCUCCAAAAGCUUCUCGUUGGAAUCCACGAACAGCACGGCCACGGGCUCCCCAUCACGCACAGUGCAUCCCGUGGCUGGUUCUGGGACGUGCGGCCAAACAACAUCACCUUCCAAACGCCUUCGCAUCAAGCCCGAUCCGAAACCAUGGAGGAGUUUCCCUGGCAUACCGACUGUAGCUACGAAGAGGCUCCACCGCGGUACUUUGCCUUGCAGGUUCUUCGAGAGGAUCGAUGUGGCGGCGGUACGCUGUCUGUGAUGAACGUCGGCAAGCUCAGCUCGCUCCUUUCCUCGUCGACCUGCGCUGCUCUCCUGCGACCUGAGUUCCAGAUCAACGUCCCGCCGGAGUUUGUGAAAAGUGACAACAAAAAGUAUAUAGUGGGGAGCUUGAUGGCUGUGGACGCCGAGGGAGAGCCUAGUAUGGUGCGGUUCCGCGAAGAUAUUGUCGCCCCGUUGACUGCGGAGGCUGCGCUCGCGCUGCAGGAGAUAAAGGAAUGUCUACUCGGAUCGAAGGCAAAGGCUGAGACGCUUCAUCUGACGCCGGAAUGUUUACCUCGGGGGUCUAUCAUUCUGAUGGAUAACUACCGGUGGCUUCAUGCGCGUAAUCAUGUCAACGAUCCGGAACGGCACUUGCGAAGGGUCCGCUGGGAUGCGAAGACCUUUCCGUCUGUUUGUGUAUAG
Aspergillus affinis is the source of this 879-nucleotide messenger RNA. RefSeq names its product Clavaminate synthase-like protein. The transcript has 2 exons. NCBI's taxonomy places the organism in Eukaryota, Fungi, Ascomycota, Eurotiomycetes, Eurotiales, Aspergillaceae. The record is from RefSeq and is a predicted model, not a curated record. Bases 1 to 879 code for a protein of 292 amino acids.